Monopterus albus (swamp eel) is the source of this 5577-nucleotide messenger RNA. Its product is annotated as brevican core protein-like. Lineage: Eukaryota; Metazoa; Chordata; Actinopteri; Synbranchiformes; Synbranchidae. Gene Ontology annotation, molecular function: calcium ion binding; hyaluronic acid binding. Gene Ontology annotation, biological process: positive regulation of neuroblast proliferation; central nervous system development; skeletal system development. Gene Ontology annotation, cellular component: perineuronal net; synapse. The record is from RefSeq and is a predicted model, not a curated record.
GAACAUUGCCUGUAUUGGUCUCAAAUCAAAUGCAGGCGACCAACACACCCUGCAGACUUGGAAAUGACGGAGCAGUUGCUGGGGUCUGUCACACUGGGACUGUGCCUCUGCAGGAUGUUGCAAACUGUUCAUUACUCCAGUAGUGACGCAUACAAACUUGUUCAGUGUCCACUUAACUGACUAUAGCGGCAGUAAGACGCCGAAGGCCCGUUCCUGUACAGGAAAAAAGGGGGGAGAAACACGUGGGUCAGCAUUUGAGUGCAGGCAUCACUGCAUAGCCUAUAUCAUAGGUUAUUUUAGAUGCCAACCCUCCCAAUUCCAUUGGACAGGCAUGCGCCAUAUCCUUCACGACCGGUGGGUGAAAAAGUGGGCAGUUCGGGAUUUCAUAUCUGGCUUCACUUUCUCUCAACUCCCUCUUUUCUUUCCGAGCCUCGGAGUCAGUCGGACAGCAGUCCCAGCUCCGGUGUACCUGCGCAGAUCAGCAUCCAGAGCCGCUUAACCUGAGAGGAGAGUCGCACUGCAGCAGCCUGCGGGGAGCUGACGGGAUAUACUUUCUUACAGCCAAGAAGUCCGUCCAUCCUGCAUCCGCUAAAAUGCUAAGAUCCCGACACGUCCAGAUAUUUCCACUUCUCUGUGCGGUCUGCCAUCUAACUCUGGCCUUCCCCACCCAAAGUCCAUCUGCAUAUGAUGAUGGCCAGUCUUCUUCAGAUGAUGGCCAGUCUCUCAAGGUGAACAUCCCCCACUCGGGUGCGCUUGUCGCCCCACUGGGCAGCUCUGUCUCCUUCCCCUGCUUGGUGUCUCGGUCAUCCACACCCAGCACCUCCUCUGCCCCUGCUGUACCACGAGUCAAGUGGACCGUGGUGUCUGAUGGGGUGGAGACACAGAUCUUAGUGGUGAAGGGUCAAAGGGUUAAGGUCAGUGAGGCAUACCAAGGCCGUGCUGCAUUGCUCAACUACACCUCCUCCCCUGAUGACCUGUCUCUGUGGUUGGGAGAUUUGCGCUCCAGUGACUCUGGUUACUAUCGCUGUGAGGUCCAGCAGGGUCUGGAGGAUGCCAGCGACCUUAUACAACUCAAGGUCAAAGGUGUUGUAUUCCACUAUAGAGAUGCCCUUGGCCGGUAUGCAUUUUCUUACCAUCAGGCCCAGAUGGCUUGUGAAGCCAUUGGGGCAGAAAUCGCCACUCCUGACCAGCUUCUAGCAGCUUAUUACAAUGGAUAUGAGCAGUGUGAUGCAGGCUGGCUGGCAGACCAGUCUGUCAGAUACCCAAUCCAAUUUCCUCGUGAAGGUUGCUAUGGAGACAUGGAGGGGCAACCAGGAGUGAGAAACUAUGGAACAGUCAACCCAGCUGAUCUUUAUGAUGUUUACUGUUAUGUGGAAGCAAUUAACGGAGAGGUGUUCCAUGACUCUGUCCCACAGCAGUUAUCAUUUCAUGGAGCACAGUCAUACUGCAGAGCUGCAGGGGCUGAGUUAGCUACAACAGCACAGUUGUAUUUAGCAUGGAGCGAAGGCCUGGAUCGCUGCAGUCCCGGCUGGCUGUCUGAUGGCAGUGUGCGCUACCCCAUCACAGCCCCCAGAGAGCGCUGUGGAGGGCCUCAGGCAGGUGUCAAAACCCUUUACCGCUUCAGCAACCAAACUGGUUUUCCAGAGCCAUCCAGCCUACAUGAUGUUUAUUGUUUCAAAGAUAAGAGAAAUACUUCCACUGACUUUCCUAUGGACUUUGUGGCCACAGAACCUGAAGACAUUGGACAAGACAUUAUUUUUAUGAAAACAGAUCAAGAAUUGCAGCUGCACCAGCAACAUGGAGAGCAAGUAGAGCGAGAGGCUCAAAGUGAGGUUGUAUCUGUUCCCUAUUCCUCCAGCCCUUCUACUGAGGAAAGCCUGGUUGAUACAUACCCAGAGUCUCCCCUGACCACCAUGUCUACAAUUUACUUCCUCCGUCUAGCUGAUGAACCUUUACUUCCUACAGAAAUUGACUCCCAGGAUCCUACAGCACUGACGUAUGGCAGUAUCAGCAGCACAGGCACCUAUGAUUUCCCACAAAGCACAUCAUUAUUGCCCACUGUUUUCAAUGACACAGAUUCCUAUCAGAACCUAACCUCCACCUUUCACCAGUCUGAGCUUGAAAGCAGCACAGGGCUUCCUGAACCAUCAUACGAACCUCAUGCAUAUAACCAGACAGUGCUAGACAUAGCCCCUGAACAAACACAACCAUCUGUGAAGCCAAAGGAUUCCCAAGAAAUACAAGAUACCAUCUUGAAUUUAAAUAGAUCACAAGCCAGUUUCAGCGAGACAAACAGCAACUAUCCUCAAGAGGAAAAUAUCCUGGAGGAGACUCCACUGACCCCUGAUAACUUACUCCAGGUGAAGCUUGAGGAGGCAGCAGUAGAAGAUCCCGUGCAGGUGUCUCUCUCAACUGAGUCACCAAGAGAGGAUGUAACACUUCCUACAAAUACUACCCAUUCUCCCAUCAAAAAUCUUACUUCAUUGUGGUUCCCUCUGGAUGGGUCUGGAGAUGUUUCUCAAGAGAGUGACCAUGAUGUUGAAGAAGUCAGUUUCAUGUCCACAUCAGAUUCUUCUACUUCCAGCUUCACCACUCACCUGUCACCUUCUGCUUCAGCCGAGCCUGAGACUGCAGUCCCAGAUCCCACACACUCAUCUGUGUCACAAAAUACUGACAAACUGGGCUUCACUAUCCUUUGGGAGUCUCCCAUUUCUAAACAAGAGGGAAGUACGAGCUUAGAAAUUGAAGACUCUGUCAUCAUGGAAAGUGAGGGAGAACAGCUGCACCCAACAAAUAUUAGUUUCGUAAGUUUAGCUGCCACUGAGUCUCCAGGGGGAUCACACAACUCUCAGUUGCCCACUAAUUCCUCUGCAGCCCAAUAUCAAACAUCAGAUUACAGAGUGCAUUUAGAUACUACAACCACUGCUCAUGAAGAAGCCAGUGGACAGGAACCUGGUAUAGUUAAUGAAACCCUUGGAGAAGAUGUUAAUGUUGGUCCAACCCCUGAUGAGGAUGUUUAUUUUAGCCAAAUAGUUAUAAAGGAAGUUACAGUUCCCCCAGCCCUUGCAGAAGAAAUGAAAAUAUCCUCAACUUCUAUGGAAGGUAAAGUUUAUUUUUCUAUUGCCCCAACACUUGAAAAAGAAGCUUACAUCACCCCAAACCCCGAAGAAGCUAAAGGUGACCCAGGUCUUGAAAAAGAAGCUGACAUUGUCCCAACCCUUGUUCUCGAAGAAAAGGGCAGUGUUUCACCAGCCCUUGAUGAGGAAACUACCGCUGCUCCAACCAUUGCCCUUGAAGAAGAACCUAAUGUGGAUCCAACAAUUGUAAAAGAAGCUUACAUCACCCCAAUCCCUGAAGAACCUAAAGGUGAUACAAGUCUUGAAAAAGAAGCUGACACUGUCCCAACCCUUGAAGAGGAAACUAACAGUGAAUCAACACUUGUCGAGGAUAUUAACAUUGCCCCAACCAUUGCCCUUGAAGAAGGACCUAACAUUGAACCAACCCUUGAAGAUCGAGCUAAUGUUGACCCAACACCUGAAGGAGGAGCUAACAUUGAAUCAACACUUGGCGAAGAUAUUAACAUUGCCCCAAUCAUUGUCCUUGAAGAAGGAGCUAACCUUGACCUAACACCUGAAGAAGGAGCUAAUGUUGACCCAACACCUGAAGGAAGAGCUGACAUUGAACCAACCCUUGAAGAUCGAGCUAAUUUUGACCCAACACCUGAAGGAGGAGCUAACAUUGAACCAGCACUUGAAGAAGGAUCUAAUGUUUCCCCAACAUUUGAGGAGGACUUUACUGUCUUUCCUCUCAUUUCUACAAGAUCUAACUGGGCUCAUCUGCCCACCACAAAUGGACCCCAAGAAUCUCUGAACGAUCUAGAGUACAGCACAAAAACCUCUUCCAUCACCUCUACAGCAGCUCCAGAUUCCACUUCAAGUACAAAGUCCAGCGUUGCCACCACAAAAACAACUGCCACCACCAUCACGACCACCACACAUUGGUUCAGACGCACUUGGAGCCCAACCACCCUAACACGAAAGGCUUUCCACAAGACAACAGAGCCCCAGAAGGUGACCCACCUCAUACCACCAGUGGAUCACGGUCUGGUGGAUGUUGAGUUUAGUCUCACCCAGCCGCCCACCCUGCUUAUCUUGCCCAAAGAGAGGGCAGCUGUAGGCGGUGCAGGGAAAGAUUCAGAUGCAUGUGUGGAUGACCCCUGUCUCAAUGGAGGCACCUGCACAGACCGAGAGGGGAAGAUUCAAUGUCUGUGUUUGCCAACAUAUAGAGGAGACUUUUGUCAGACUGACCUGGAGCAGUGUGAACCAGGCUGGGAUAAGUUUCAUGGUUUUUGCUACAAACACUUCACCCAGCGUCUAAGUUGGGAGGUUGCAGAGCAGCACUGUCGCAUGCAGGGAGCUCAUCUGGUGUCUAUCAUGACCCCCGAGGAGCAGAACUACAUCAACAGCCACUACAAAGAAUAUCAGUGGACUGGUCUGAAUGAUAAGACCAUCGAGGAUGAUUUCCGCUGGUCUGAUGGCAGUCCACUGCUGUAUGAGAACUGGUACAGAGGACAGCCCGACAGCUAUUUUCUGUCUGGAGAAGACUGCGUGGUGAUGGUAUGGCAUGAUGACGGGCGCUGGAGUGAUGUACCCUGCAACUAUCACCUGGCUUACACCUGCAAGAAAGGCACCUCCUCUUGUGGUCCACCACCAAAGGUACGAAAUGCCUCCAUAUAUGGAAGAGUUCGACAGAGAUACGAGACUAGUGCAGUUGUGCGUUAUUACUGCGCCAAGGGCUUCCAGCAGAGACUUAAUCCUCUGAUCAGGUGUCUGUCUGGAGGCAGAUGGGAGAGGCCCCAAAUCCUGUGCAUGCCUGAGGCUGGCAGCCCAACUCAGCACCCUGAAGUGACAUCACCAACCAACAGCGACAACUUUGCUGAGAUUGAAGAUGAGUUUGAAGCCACUAAAGAGAGACCACAAUACCGGGACAUCAAGUUUUAAAAGUCAGCCAUAGUUUCCUUGUCUUUUUUCUUAAACUCUGCUGUUGCAAUGUGAAAAAAAAUGAAAAGAAUGAUACACCACAAAAGCAAAGAGACAGGCCAAGAAGCUUUGCUUUCUUCUUAGGGUUUUAAACAUUCCUAUUCAUUAUUGUGCUAUAAAGUAUUUUUAAAAUUUCUACUGUGUUGGGUUAAGGAGAGUUUUAAGGAUUAAUGCAGUAAUGUGAUGGUGUGUGUUUUGACUAGAAAGAAUCAGCUGUUCUCUUUAUGGGGUUUCUUACAUCGAGAACCUUUAAAAAAUGGUGCUAGUGUCUUCAACACAGAGAUUUUUGUUUUCAGUGUGUAAAAGUAGAGUAAGUUCCUGCUUUUUCAAAGAAUCCAACUUUUCCAAAGCACAAAGUCAACUUUCACUAAUAGCCAAUAAAUACUGUACAUAUACUAGUUUUCAUAGCUGUGAUUGCUAUCCUGUAUUUUCCGAGAAACCUUUGAUUUCCAACAGACACUGUUUUGUUCAUCAGCUUUAUGUUGUAAUAAAGUUUUGUAGAACAGAACAAAGAAUAAAUUUUCUCACUUUACCCUCA